This is a messenger RNA of Zea mays, 550 nucleotides long. RefSeq lists its product as uncharacterized. Bases 205 to 483 code for a protein of 92 amino acids. Gene Ontology annotation, molecular function: proton transmembrane transporter activity. NCBI's taxonomy places the organism in Eukaryota, Viridiplantae, Streptophyta, Magnoliopsida, Poales, Poaceae. Gene Ontology annotation, biological process: proton motive force-driven ATP synthesis. The transcript has 3 exons. The record is from RefSeq and is marked validated.
UUCCCGUCCCUUCUCAGCGAGGCAGCCGCCUCCCCCAAUUUCCAACUCGUGCUCUCACCUCGGAUCUCUCCAUCCCUUUCGUCCAAACCACCGACCACAAUCAGAAGCGUUGGCGGCGGCGCAUUCCAUGGCGCCGCUGGGGUCAAAGCUGGCGCAGCUGCAGUCCACGUGGCCAAGCACGGAUGCUCGUACCACAAGACGCUCAUGGAGAAGAACAAACACUAUGUCGUCGACCCUCCCACCAUUGACAAGUGCAAGGACCUCUCCAAGCAGCUCUUCUACACCCGACUCGCUAGCCUUCCCGGUCGUUACGAGUCGUUCUGGAAAGAGGUUGAUGGUGCGAAGCUUCUGUGGAAGAACGGAAGCCGUCUGAAGAUUGAGGAUGCUAGUGUUGCGGCGAUGUUUGGCAUCGAGUUGUAUGCGUGGUUCUGCCUCGGUGAGAUCGUCGGUAGAGGUUUUACCGUCACGGGCUACCAUGUCUGAAGCCUGAAUGCCUGCCUUACCUCUAUCUAGCAUGGGCAACCACAUUAAUCCACAUUUGCCGACGAAA